Oreochromis niloticus (Nile tilapia) is the source of this 1918-nucleotide messenger RNA. It is a transcript of the gene nkx2.2a, whose product is annotated as NK2 homeobox 2a. The record is from RefSeq and is a predicted model, not a curated record. The transcript has 4 exons. Gene Ontology annotation, cellular component: nucleus. Bases 657 to 1502 code for a protein of 281 amino acids. Gene Ontology annotation, biological process: cell differentiation; regulation of transcription by RNA polymerase II. Gene Ontology annotation, molecular function: DNA-binding transcription factor activity, RNA polymerase II-specific; RNA polymerase II cis-regulatory region sequence-specific DNA binding. Lineage: Eukaryota; Metazoa; Chordata; Actinopteri; Cichliformes; Cichlidae.
CGCUCUACAAAAACCGUCUGCAUACUGGCCGCUGUCAGAGUGAAAAGGCAAGCGGGCUGUUUGAACUACCUGUGAAAGUAAACAGGUAAACACAGAGCGAUAGGCUCUCCAAGUGGAGUACGUCCACUUAGCCGGUGCACAUUUACCUCUCCUUUUCCGAAACCCUCGGCUCAAUUGAUCAAAUAGUAUAUCCCCAGCAACUGACCACAUUCUGCAGCCCAGUGCGCACCCAUGCACCGUCACCAGACCUACUGUGACUCCCCCUCCCCGUGUCAUUGUGCCACCCACGGCAGAACCAAAGCAGAAUGACACGGAUGGUAACCCUGCGUGCUCAAACAUACCAUAAUUUGGCUCCAUACACUUUUAGGGCACUGAAUAAAUCUCAACGAAAUAAUGUUGUUGCAUGGGCCAAAGUCAGUUUCCUGAUGAGGUGCGCAUAGAGGCUGCAGCCUGGGUCAUUCCUCCGUGGUGCGUAAAGCUUUCUUGGUGUCUUCUGUGGGGUGCUUGUCCCUUCACAUGUCGGAUUUAGCUGUGCAGCAUUACUUGGUGGAUCAGGUUCAUGUGUUGAGACCAACCUUAUAUGGACUGAUCGGACAAGCGGAUUGUCCGAAAAGCUGGUGCAGCAACUUUCCCUGCAUAUUCCCCCCCACCAGAAUAUGUCGUUGACCAACACAAAGACGGGCUUUUCUGUAAAGGACAUUUUGGACCUUCCUGACACAAAUGACGAAGAAGGAUCUAUCACCGGAGCGGAGGAAGACACGGAGGGAUCGGAGACCACGUCCACGACAAAAACCACUGGAGUUUUGGUGCAAAGUCCUCUAGAAAACGUUCAAAAUCUGCCUUUAAAGAACCCCUUUUAUGACAGUAGUGACAAUCCUUACACACGAUGGCUUGCAACAACGGACAGUAUUCAAUAUUCAUUGUUUCUCCCGUUUCUUGCCGCAGUGCACGGUCUAUCCGCCAGCUCUCAGGACUCCGCCAAGUCCCCGGAGCCUUCAGCGGACGACGAAUCGCCGGACAACGACAAGGAAACUUCCAGCAGCGGCGGGAGCGACUCCGGCAAGAAGCGGAAAAGGAGGGUGUUGUUUUCCAAGGCACAGACCUAUGAGCUGGAGCGCCGCUUCAGACAGCAGAGGUACCUGUCCGCCCCGGAGAGGGAGCACCUGGCCAGCUUGAUCCGCCUCACCCCGACCCAAGUGAAGAUCUGGUUCCAGAACCACCGGUAUAAGAUGAAGAGAGCCCGGGCCGAGAAAGGUAUGGAAGUGACCCAUCUCCCUUCUCCCAGGCGGGUGGCCGUGCCCGUCUUAGUCAGGGAUGGAAAGCCUUGUCACACUCUUAAAGCUCAGGACUUGGCGGCCACUUUUCAGGCCGGGAUCCCCUUUUCGGCAUAUAGUGCCCAGUCACUCCAACACAUGCAGUAUAACGCGCAGUACAGCGCCGCGGCCACGCCACAGUUCCCCACAGCACAUCACUUGGUGCAAACGCAACAGUGGACUUGGUGAGAGAAAUUAUAGAGACUUGGCUUGGAGGCGCGGUAGGGAGUUUCACCACAAAGCAAAGAAAAAAUAAAACACACAAACAAAAGACUUUUCAUUUUUGCAGCUUGACUCAUAUAUAUACUACCAUUUUUAUUCGGGGCUCAUGUGUGCGCCGUGUUUACAUGUUUUCGUUAAGAGAACUGGGUCCAAACCUCUCCCAUAUAGAUUUUAUUAAGAAUGUCAAUGCUCUUCUUGUGAAUUUUUUUUGUAAGUAUGUUGUGUGUUGGUUGUAGAGAUGUUUCCUCUUUUUUUUCUUUGUCCCUUCGUGUUAUUAUCAGCACGUACGAACCACUUUAUAAUUAUAGAAAUUUUAAUUUGUUGCUUCUUUUAUGGACCGAAAAAAAUAUUUAUGGCCAUGAAUAAACACUGGCAAGUUUUCA